This is a messenger RNA of Acaromyces ingoldii, 1341 nucleotides long. RefSeq names its product MFS general substrate transporter. The annotation marks the transcript as partial. The transcript has a single exon. Lineage: Eukaryota; Fungi; Basidiomycota; Exobasidiomycetes; Exobasidiales; Cryptobasidiaceae. The record is from RefSeq and is a predicted model, not a curated record. Gene Ontology annotation, biological process: transmembrane transport. Gene Ontology annotation, molecular function: transmembrane transporter activity.
CCCCGUCUUUCCCCCUUCUCCUCUGCAGAGGUCAGUCGGGCGAGCCAAGGAGUGUCAACGUGUGGCGACACGAAGCAGACCUCGCGGGGCUUGCGGAAGUCGAACCAGCACGUUGAAAGGCGGUUCAAUCUGGUGACGAGGGGCAGGGCCCGGUUCUACGCAAGCAAACAUUAUGGCGAGGAGCGUUAGAGACGAGGAUGAUGAUGAAGAAGAGAGGCAGGCGCUCCUUCAUCCCACAACUCUCGCACGAAGGCGCAAUGGGUGGGCUUCCUCACCGCCUUUACUCCUCGUGCUACUACUGACCCUCUCGGCGGGCUCCAAUUAUGCCGAGUCCUGUCUGGGUCCCCUCAAGUCGCUCCUUGUCUCAGAGCUGAACCUCACGAACGCCCAGUACGGUGUCAUUUCAUCGGCCACGCAGCUGUCCAACACCGUCGUGCCCCUCUUUUGCGGCCUGUGGAUCGAUGUUCACGGCGCUUCUAGAGUCGCCCGUCUUGCCACGCUCUCCGUCGUCCUUGGCUGCCUGGGAUCAGCUGUAGCUCUCGAGGCCGGGAGCUACCUUGGCCUCGUCGUCUCGAGAAUGGUGCAAGGACUCGGCGUUGUCGCCGUAGACAUGGCCGCGGUAAAGCUUCUUGUUCUCUGGUUCAGAGACGCGGGCUGGCUGGGCUCGGCCAUCUCCAUCGACUUUGCCUUUGCCAGACUCCUUGGCGUUGUGGGCAAGGCGACUGCCGUGCCCAUUGCCUCUUCCUGGUCGUCGACUCCCAAGACGUCCAGGACAUUUUGGGUAGCCUCAUUUGUCGCUUCAAUUUCCUUUGGCGCCUCGAUUGCCUAUCUCGGCCUCGAAGACGAACCGCGAUACCCCCGUACCUCUUUACAGACACAGACACAGAGGCACACACGCGCCCGCACGACCAUGAGGUCUGCAUUGACAGCGCUUCGAAGCCUCCCUGCCUUUUUUGUCGUCAUUGCUGCCACGCAGUUCUACCAGCCCAUCGCCGUCUUCAACAAUCUCUCCGCCGACGUGAUUCGGUGGAAGGGUCAGUCGCCAAGGCAGGCCGGCUGGACAUCGAGCCUUGGCCAGGUCGCGCCCAUCUUUGUCGCCCCUUGGCUCGGCCUCUUCUUUGACAAGCACGGCCACCGAAUGGAGUGGGUCCAGAAUAGCUAGAAAACUUUUUUCUCGAUAGUUUCUUUCUCACUUCUCUUCUCUGGGCCCUCUCGUUGCAGAUUCGUGCCGCUCACCGCUUUUCUGCUGGCUACAUGCAUGGCCUUGCUCGCAUACACUGACCUUAGCCCAAUCGUGGCCAUGGCCGUCUUCUCGGUGGCCAACGCCAUCAAUACUCCCCC